AUGAAGAUGGCUGCAGAUGAAUCUGCCUCUGGUACCUCGAAGAUUAAAAGAACUGCGUCUAGCAGCAGUAGUAUUGAAACGACAGUAACAAAGUUGUUGAUGUCCACCAAGCACCUCCUCCAAGUUUUAACACAAUGGUCUAAGGGCGCAACCUCGGGAAGAUCAGUAUCUGAUGCAUACGUUCAGUUGGGCAAUGAUUUUAAAGUUGUAUCGAAAUUCUUCAUGCAUGCGAAAGUUGACAUGUCAGAUGUUGGUGAUGUACCAAUGGCUUUAAGACGUGUAUUGGAAGUAACAUUAAGGGAACCUCCAUCUGACGAAACUUUGAAUAAACAUCUACCAAAAAUUAGAGAGAUUAUAGUGACACUUUUGGACAAACUAAAGGUCAAACAGGCAAUUUUGAAGAAUAUGCAGCAGGAGCAUCGGAUAAGUAUAAAAUCGCAUCACCAACAAAAUCCUUCCUUCACUAGUAACCUUUCAUUGGGAAGUGAAAGCACCCGUGAGGGGACUCCAUUUAGUAGCAGAAAAAGCAGCAUUGUACGUGAUCAAAGACAAAGUGAUGCGAAAGAAAAUAUAUACAGGGAAAGAGUGAAUUCUACUUCCACGGGAACACCAUCUGCUCAGUCAGCGCAGGCAACUGUGACAAAACCAACAGCUAAUUCUAAACCAAUCCUUAAAUCCAACAAUGCCUCAAGCGCAUCUGAUGACGAUGAUGCACUCUCGCAAUUGAAGAAGGGAACCAAUUUACAAAGGAGAGCCUCAAAGAGAUACUCUGCAUACCAUAUGGCCAAAUUGACUAACCAGUCUACGACGGAAGCUGCUGCUGCUGCUGGUCUUAUGGCAACACCUUCACCUUCGAUGUUGCAUCUGGAGGAAACAGUCAGAAAAUCAAAGUUAUACGGCAAUAACGACAAUGAAAAUGAUAGUAAUAGUACCUCCGCCGAAAACAAGGGUAAAAGCAUUGACAAUGUACCAAGGGCGAACCCAUUGGCUAAAAUGUCAUUGCCCAUUGAGAAUUCAGGUGCUUCUCCGCGAAGAUUAUCCAGCGUUGUUACAACCUCACCAGAUAAAGCUAUGAAUGGUGCUUCCCCAGUAUUUUUGAAAAUCGGAGACAAAACAAAGAAGUGUCGUAUACAACUUCCAACUACAAAAAAUGCGUUAAGACUGCUAUUUGUUGAGCGCUUUACGUAUUCUCCCGGUGCAAAUUCCUUCCCGGAUAUAUAUAUUAUGGAUCCCCAAUAUGGAGUAUUUUAUGAAUUAGAGGAACUAAAUCUUCACGAUAUUAAAGAAGGAUUCGUUAUCGAGUUGAAGCUUCAAGAGGACUCCAAUGAAAUGAUUAAAGAUUUUAUUGACACAGUUAAGAUUGAAAUAUCAAAUAGUCAGAAUGAUAUAAUAAGGCGCUUAAAGGAAAUGAGUUUUGGUUCUGCAACUAAUGGCAGGCAAACGGAAGUUUUACCACAAUCUGGCCUCGAAGCUAAUGAACACAAAUAUCCCGGGCCAAACAAGAAAGAAGAUGAUAAAACGGUCAAGGAUAUUCAGUAUGAACUGGGAAAAAUUAAACAAGUGCACAAUAUUAAUAGGUCACAUAUUAAUCAGACCAUUUUUAACAUUUUGCAAAAGGUCGACAAGUUCAAAUCUUUGUCAUUUUCUGCCAAAGAUUCUUCUAAUAGGAUAUACAUGGAAAAAUCACAGACCGAACUCGGCGAUUUAUCGGAUACUCUGCUAAGUAAAGUAGAUGAUUUGCAAGAUGUGAUCGAAAUCAUGAGGAAAGACGUUGCUGAGCGUAGGUCUCAGCCCGCUAAAAAGAAGUUGGAAACUGUAUCUAAGGAUUUAGAGAGUGCUCAAGCAGGUCUACUCAAACUACAGGAGUUUGUUGAUACUGAAAAGCCGCAUUGGAAAAAAACGUGGGAAGCCGAGCUGGAUAAGGUUUGCGAAGAACAGCAGUUUCUUACGUUACAGGAAGAGUUGAUUCUAGACUUGAAGGAAGACCUGGGUAAGGCAUUGGAGACUUUCGAUCUUAUCAAGUUAUGUUGUGAAGAGCAAGAGAAAAACCCUUUAAGAUCAAAAAGUAAUCCUAUUUUGCCCAUUAUGAGGCCGGGUACAUUCAAUCAGGUUAGGGAACAGGUCAUGGUUGCCGUUCAAUCUUUAAACCCUGACCAUGAUGGCAGGGUUGAAGCGAUUGACAAGGCCGAAAAGAUGUGGGAGAUGGAAAGAAAACUCAAAGCUAGUAAUGAAUUCGACGAUGAACUGGAAAAUUUUGUGGGAAAUUCAAACCUGAAAAAGUCGGGGGGCUUUGAAGAAAUAGAAAGGAUAAGAAAGCAAAAGGAUGAAGAAAAUCUGAGAGCAUAUUUCGGGCCCGGGUUCGGUUGA
Messenger RNA from Saccharomyces paradoxus, 2367 nucleotides. It is a transcript of the gene BUD6, whose product is annotated as formin-mediated actin nucleation enhancer. Bases 1 to 2367 code for a protein of 788 amino acids. Gene Ontology annotation, molecular function: cytoskeletal regulatory protein binding. The record is from RefSeq and is a predicted model, not a curated record. Gene Ontology annotation, biological process: establishment of cell polarity. Lineage: Eukaryota; Fungi; Ascomycota; Saccharomycetes; Saccharomycetales; Saccharomycetaceae. The transcript has a single exon. Gene Ontology annotation, cellular component: cytoplasm; cell tip.